UGCUAUCGCCCGUGUCAUUUCCCCCCAUAGUUUGCCUUAAAGCUACAAUCUUUACUUCGUGUUUUCACCCAAACUCCAGCCCGCCACUUUUUGUUAUAGGCCUAUUACUGAAGGAUGGGGUUGCACGAGAGACGACCGCUGUUCACUGCACUUUGGUGCUGAACGCGAGAUCGCGGUAUUCCGAUUCAGUCGCUGUCAAUUACAAUUAUUCUUAAACUGAAUCUCCAAUCGCGUCUGUUUUCGUGUUGUUUGCGCAGUCCUACUUUCACACCAUCGGUUUUUUUUGCUGACAGCUGUGACAAAGUCGACACACGGUUUUGUCGACGUGAAGAAUGGACUUGGAAGAUAGCCACCAGGAGAAAGGGAUGGAAGAGGAGGUGGAGGUGGAGGUGGAGGCAGAGAAACCAGACGCUCAACUAAAGGAAGAGAAGAAGAUCAUGUCUGGCAAGGCCCCCACAAAAUCAGCAGACCAAGGCACUGAAGAAGGUUCCUCAGUGGCAUUCUGUUCACCCCGAGCUCACUAUCCAGAUAAAUACCGAAACAGAGCGGCCGUAAUUCAACUCUUACAGGAGGAAUUACGCAAGAGUCAACUUUACCCCUCAGGAAUGGAAGAGGACGUCUGCUUCCCAAUCCUCAUCAAUUUCAUGAGGAAUCUCACUGAUAGGCAGUGGAAGGUGAUUCAGGAGGGCAUGAGAAAUCCUACAACCAAAGUACAACUUGCCAAAAUGUGUAGGAAGAUAGCGAAAACGGUUUCCCACAUUGCGGUAGAGAUCCUCAUCCCGACCCUUGCACAAAUAUUAGAGCUUGAUUCUGCUGGAGAAGCUAGUUCCUCUCCCUCGCUGACUGGAUCAGAGUGCGCCAACAUUUCAAGCAUCCAGGAACAUGUGGUGAAAUUGAAUGAAGAUGGUCUACCUAAGAGGCCUGGCAGUGGAAGGUCCCUGUGCAGUCAAUGGGCCAGGACUCCCUCGGCCACUGAUUUUGAGCAGUCACACAUGGUGACAUUUGAUGACAAAGAUCUAUCCACAAGGCCCAGCAGUGGAAGAUAUCUGUACAGUCAAUGGGUCAAGAGUCCCUACCCCUCAUCCACUGAAUUUGAACAGAGGCUGGAAUUGAUCCGCGGACACAGUUACCACAACAGAGAAUUGAGGACGAGUGACAGUCACAGACAUUAUUACAGCUCCCACACACCCACUCCACGUUCAUCCACAAGUUCCCAGACGUCGUUGCAGAGGGCACAUCGAGUAGACGCUCGACUGACAGAUCCUCUGAAUUCCCUCUUUGGGAUCACAGAGGCCACAAUUCUCCAAACGCUGGGUGAUCAAUCCUGCUCUUCUGGCUCACCUGGAUUGACCAGAUCUGUGGUCAGAGAUGUCGUGAGUCAGGUGAACUCUGACAUCUCACUGAUCAUCUCCUAUUCCAGCUCAGGUAAAUCAAGUCCAGUGUUGUGUGACACUGGCAGGCGAUAUGCCGUGCAGGCCGCCCAGAAGCUGGUGUCUGUUAUCUGUGCCAAGUUGCGGAGCUUUGGAAUCACUGGACAGGCUGCGCCUCAAGCCAAAACCAAUCCAUCUAAGGAGAAUGUGGACAUUGAGGCUUCUCUUGCACCAUUGACAGGAGAGGUCAUGGCUGUUAUGGUCAACUCCAGAGAAUGCCAGGGAGGAGAGCAAGGAACAAUGGAUGUGCUUCGAGAAAUAACACACAAAGUAAAUGUUUUGGCUUCAAGGGAUAGUGUUGGUCUUCUGGAAGACUCCUUAGCAGAGAAAAACAAUCUGAAAGAGACUGUAUCCUCUGGCAGCUUGGUGAGUCCAAACAUCCUCAUACUUUCACCUUCUGAGAAAAAGCUUGGAUCUCCUGUAAUGACAACCAUUGAGAAAUUUUCCAGUGUUGAAUUGAAGUCAGAAGCCACUAACGCUAUUAGCGAAGUGCUCAUUAGGUCUAGCAGAAGUCUAUCUGCACAAAUGUCUGCUUGCACACCUGAGCAUUCAUGUAAUCUGGCCAGUGAAAGGAAUCUGCCAGCUAUGCCAGAACUUAUAACAACUACAAUUAAUGUAGGUUCUGAAGCCUCUGAAAUUAUGGAUUCCUUUCUGAGCGAUAUGACAUGUAUCGCACAAUCAGAUUUCACAAAAAUGAAAGCUCUACCCGCGGCCCUUAACCUUUCUAAAAGGUUGCAGAAUACUCUGAGGGGAUUUUACUCUCGACUUUUGGCCCCUAACAGCUCAGAAAGAGACAAAGAGGAGAAUCUAGAGCAAGCUAAAAACAUUUCUGCUCCUACUUUGAUCCAAAAGUCAUUUGGAUCCAACAAGAGUGAGCGUAUGCUUCCAGGGGUCAUAUCACCAGGAGAAGUGGCUCUUCAUAGACAGAGCGAAAGCUCCACACCUAUGGCUCUUAGCCCUCAGAUCAUUCAGCUUCACCUCGACUCUACCACUAAGGAGGUUGUGAGCACAAUUGUGUCAUGUUACAAGCCAGAAGUUCCUGAGGAAGAAUUGACAUAUUCACAUGAAAGGAUGUCAUCGGAUACGUCCCUUUUGGCUACUGAGUUUGUGGACCAUGUCAUAGCUUGGUUAAAGGUCAUCUCUGCCGCAAGUUCUGCAACUUCUUCAUCAGAGAGUUUGUGCGUUUCUCCAAAUGCAUUCAUUUGCGAACUCUCCAGUGAAACGUUUCAGACACAGGCUGUGAAACGAGUGAAACAAGUCCUAAUUGAAUCUGUCAGGUGCUUUUCCAACUCAGGAAGUUCCAGCAUAUCAGAGUCCCACACUAGUCGGGUCAGUCAAUCAGAUUUUGGCAUUCAACAGGAUUCCUCCUCAACUUCCUUUAUGAGCAUGGACUCAUCCUCUUUUGGUGUUGUUGCAGCCGUUGUGAAAGACAUGAAGAGCCUGUUGCAGACCACCGAACCAACUGAUAGUCUACAGCCAACUGAUUCUGCCCUUCUACAUGGUACCACAAGUUAUUCUGAGACAUCAAACAAGAGCUGGCAAAGUGGUGUUGCCAUUUCUGACUUUAAACUUUGGUCUACAGCACAGACUAUUUAUAGGCACCUGCGGAACAACCUGAGAGAGUUUUUCAUCCGGCAUCAUCAACCAGAUGUAAAAACCACAGAUGCUAUCAUAAUGCAAGCCAAAAAAAGCAGCAGUCAAAUCUUGCUUGCCAUCCAAGAGGAAAUGACCAGAUCGGAGGAAUUGAUGACCUCACGGGAGCUGGUGCAACUCCAUGGCAUUGUGGGAAUGAUGCUGGAGGGUGUGGAGACAGUUUGCAGUGAGGAUGAUACAGAGCAAGAGUGGCAAGAGCUUCAAAGGCCUUCAACUUCUUUAUCUACUGCUUCAAAAGGCUCAAGCUCUCAGAGAUUGAACAAUACUCACACUCUCCCAGGAACUACAAUGUCAACUGAGUUACUGGACAGUAGCUUCCCUGUCAUUAGAAGCACAUGUAUUGAUGCAAGAGAUGAUAUUGCAUCCGGGGCCUCAUUGAGUGACCAAGGAAAACCCCUGAAUGGUGUGGUGAGCUUCAUCAUUGAACAUCUUGAUCCUGAAGUGAUGCAGCAGAUCACUUCUCCAGACUCUGAUCUAACAUCACUAGAAGAACUUAUCUCAAAGGAGAAGAUUCACUCAUUGUGCCAUGACCUUGUUGCUCAACUUGAGAGCCUCAUUCGGGAGCAGAACAGCAUCCCACUAAUCAAAUCGGUGGCAGUCGCUAAGUGUGUCUCUGACACAGUUUUGCUUAACCUAGCAAGGAGGGAAAACCAAGUGGGGAAACCCUUCUCCUCCAAACUCAUCUACAUGUUCGCUGAGGAGUUAGUGAAGCAAUUGCUGCUUCCUUUGAUCUUGCCUCCUUCAUUGUGGGGCUUGGAUCAGGAAGCCUCCCUUUACGAUGUUCCGUCGAGCACAUCUAGUCACCGCAGCUCAAGUUCCACUACUUCUCUAGUGACUGUACUUGAUGGUAGUAGCUCUGUGGUGUCUGCUAGUUCUUCGCAGGUUUACGAUGACACAGUGAAUCUGUUCACAAGCGCAAUCUGUCAUCAAGUGAUGGACAACAUUUCUGGAGCCUCUAGUCACACAGUGGAGGACAACAUCCAUGACAGAGAGGCAUCCAUCAUUGCUACUGGGUCUGUGGAACAGGCCCAGAGUGAUUCCAGUUCUCCUCGGGCUGUGAAACAAGACAAAUGGAGGUUCAGAUUCCUCCCCAAGUUUUCCAAGUUCAGACUCAACCUCAAGGACUUGGAAGAUAGCCACCAGGAGAAAGGGAUGGAAGAGGAGGUGGAGGCAGAGAAACCAGACGCUCAACUAAAGGAAGAGAAGAAGGUCAUGUCUGGCAAGGCCCCCACAAAAUCAGCAGACCAAGGCACUGAAGAAGGUUCCUCAGUGGCAUUCUGUUCACCCCGAGCUCACUAUCCAGAUAAAUACCGAAACAGAGCGGCCGUAAUUCAACUCUUACAGGAGGAAUUACGCAAGAGUCAACUUUACCCCUCAGGAAUGGAAGAGGACGUCUGCUUCCCAAUCCUCAUCAAUUUCAUGAGGAAUCUCACUGAUAGGCAGUGGAAGGUGAUUCAGGAGGGCAUGAGAAAUCCUCAGACAACCAAAGUACAACUUGCCAAAAUGUGUAGGAAGAUAGCGAAAACGGUUUCCCACAUUGCGGUUGAGAUCCUCAUCCCGACCCUUGCACAAAUAUUAGAGCUUGAUUCCGCUGGAGAAGCUAGUUCCUCGCUGACUGGAUCAGAGUGCGCCAACAUUUCAAGCAUCCAGGAACAUGUGGUGAAAUUGAAUGAAGAUGGUCUACCUAAGAGGCCUGGCAGUGGAAGGUCCCUGUGCAGUCAAUGGGCCAGGACUCCCUCGGCCACUGAUUUUGAGCAGUCACACAUGGUGACAUUUGAUGACAAAGAUCUAUCCACAAGGCCCAGCAGUGGAAGAUAUCUGUACAGUCAAUGGGUCAAGAGUCCCUACCCCUCAUCCACUGAAUUUGAACAGAGGCUGGAAUUGAUCCGCGGACACAGUUACCACAACAGAGAAUUGAGGACGAGUGACAGUCACAGACAUUAUUACAGCUCCCACACACCCACUCCACGUUCAUCCACAAGUUCCCAGACGUCGUUGCAGAGGGCACAUCGAGUAGACGCUCGACUGACAGAUCCUCUGAAUUCCCUCUUUGGGAUCACAGAGGCCACAAUUCUCCAAACGCUGGGUGAUCAAUCCUGCUCUUCUGGCUCACCUGGAUUGACCAGAUCUGUGGUCAGAGAUGUCGUGAGUCAGGUGAACUCUGACAUCUCACUGAUCAUCUCCUAUUCCAGCUCAGGUAAAUCAAGUCCAGUGUUGUGUGACACUGGCAGGCGAUAUGCCGUGCAGGCCGCCCAAAGCUGGUGUCUGUUAUCUGUGCCAAGUUGCGGAGCUUUGGAAUCACUGGACAGGCUGCGCCUCAAGCCAAAACCAAUCCAUCUAAGGAGAAUGUGGACAUUGAGGCUUCUCUUGCACCAUUGACAGGAGAGGUCAUGGCUGUUAUGGUCAACUCCAGAGAAUGCCAGGGAGGAGAGCAAGGAACAAUGGAUGUGCUUCGAGAAAUAACACACAAAGUAAAUGUUUUGGCUUCAAGGGAUAGUGUUGGUCUUCUGGAAGACUCCUUAGCAGAGAAAAACAAUCUGAAAGAGACUGUAUCCUCUGGCAGCUUGGUGAGUCCAAACAUCCUCAUACUUUCACCUUCUGAGAAAAAGCUUGGAUCUCCUGUAAUGACAACCAUUGAGAAAUUUUCCAGUGUUGAAUUGAAGUCAGAAGCCACUAACGCUAUUAGCGAAGUGCUCAUUAGGUCUAGCAGAAGUCUAUCUGCACAAAUGUCUGCUUGCACACCUGAGCAUUCAUGUAAUCUGGCCAGUGAAAGGAAUCUGCCAGCUAUGCCAGAACUUAUAACAACUACAAUUAAUGUAGGUUCUGAAGCCUCUGAAAUUAUGGAUUCCUUUCUGAGCGAUAUGACAUGUAUCGCACAAUCAGAUUUCACAAAAAUGAAAGCUCUACCCGCGGCCCUUAACCUUUCUAAAAGGUUGCAGAAUACUCUGAGGGGAUUUUACUCUCGACUUUUGGCCCCUAACAGCUCAGAAAGAGACAAAGAGGAGAAUCUAGAGCAAGCUAAAAACAUUUCUGCUCCUACUUUGAUCCAAAAGUCAUUUGGAUCCAACAAGAGUGAGCGUA
This is a messenger RNA of Oncorhynchus keta (chum salmon), 6164 nucleotides long. RefSeq lists its product as uncharacterized. The coding region runs from base 333 to 5462 and encodes 1709 amino acids. The transcript has 13 exons. The record is from RefSeq and is a predicted model, not a curated record. Lineage: Eukaryota; Metazoa; Chordata; Actinopteri; Salmoniformes; Salmonidae.